GGAGCAGGCAGGCGGGCGGGUUGCCGCUCCUUCCGGCUCCUCUUUGGUUCUGGGAGGCGGGCCGCAGGGUCGCCGUCAGCGCCGCCGCCUCUCUGGGUCGGGCCGGCUCACGUGACCGACGCGGGCUCUGAAGCGGUGGGCCGUACCGAGGCGGCGGCGGCGACGGCGACGGCGACUGCAGCUCGAGAGGUAGCGGCCUGGAGAGGGACGGGCCGGCUGCCCUCUCGGACGGCCGCGGCGGAGGACAAAAAUGGCGGAGGCCUCGGCGGCCGGGGCGGACUCGGGCGCCGCCGUGGCUGCCCACCGGUUUUUUCUGCCACUUUUGCAAGGGCGAGGUCAGCCCCAAACUACCGUUUUUUAGGUGGUGGCAGCAGUCGAAUAGACAAUAGCACAACAACACAUUUUGCAGAGCUUUGGGGCCAUUUGGAUCACACGAUGAUUUUUCAAGAUUUUAGACCAUUUCUAAGUAGCAGUCCACUGGACCAAGAUAAUAGAGCAAAUGAAAGGGGUCACCAGACUCACACUGAUUUCUGGGGAGCAAGGCCUCCACGGCUGCCAGUGGGUCGGAGAUACAGAUCUCGAGGAAGUACUCGUCCUGACAGAUCUCCAGCUAUUGAAGGAAUACUACAACACAUCUUUGCAGGAUUCUUUGCAAAUUCUGCCAUUCCUGGAUCUCCACACCCUUUCUCCUGGAGCGGGAUGCUGCACUCCAACCCUGGGGACUAUGCCUGGGGUCAGACAGGGCUUGAUGCCAUUGUAACCCAGCUUUUAGGACAACUGGAAAACACAGGUCCUCCCCCAGCUGACAAGGAAAAGAUCACGUCUCUUCCAACAGUGACAGUAACUCAGGAACAAGUUGAUAUGGGUUUAGAGUGUCCAGUAUGCAAAGAAGAUUACACAGUUGAAGAGGAAGUCCGGCAGUUACCUUGCAAUCACUUCUUUCACAGCAGUUGUAUUGUACCAUGGUUAGAACUGCAUGACACAUGUCCUGUAUGUAGGAAGAGCUUAAAUGGUGAGGACUCUACUCAGCAAAGCCAGAGCUCUGAGGCCUCUGCAAGCAACAGAUUUAGCAAUGACAGUCAGCUACAUGACCGAUGGACUUUCUGAAGCUAAAGACCACACCUGAAUCAGGGCUAUGGUAAUCAUCUGACCAUAGCUGUAAAUUGUAUCAAAACAAAAAAUUAGUAGAUGGAUAUAGGAAUCACAUAAGAAACCCAACGCAUAAUAUUAAUGCAAUGAAUGUUUUUCUUCUCUAAAUUUAAAGUUAGUAUCUACAGAUGGAAUUGUAUCUACAACCAAAUGCCUCUUAUUCGUGAAUUCAGAGUGAUAAUUUUAUAAGUGUGAAACUGAAUUAUGUAGUACUCCCCCCCCACCUGAAUGGAAUCAAUCCCUUAGUCUGGUUAGGGUCCUGCUAUCUGCCAUGUCGCCUUUGUAACAGAGGUUUCCACCUCCUUCUCCACCCUCUACCCCACCAUUAGGGUAUUUUACUGUAAAAACAGUGGAACCACAGCCCUAAAGUCCUGCUGAUAUAAGUCCUUUUGUCUUAAUUAUAUUUAAAAAAAUCUACUCUUGAUCACAUUAGCUGUGAGGUGAGGCCAAAUUAAUUCAGGAAUCUAAGACUAAUGAUUUUGUUUUGUCUUGAUUCCUGGAGCACAAAUCAAAGAAUUACGGUGAGAAGGGAAAAGGGCUUUACCAUCAUGUGCUUAGUUUUCUUAUUUUCAUUUUUAAAGACUACUUCUGUUGAUGCAGUUUCCCCAGAAAGCUACAUAAUGUAUUUUGGGAGCCUUAUGUUGGUAGGAAUCUGAUUCCAUUUCCUUUUUGGGAAAGAGUUGGGCAGCAUACAUUGCUUUGAAGAGUGUAAAAAAUGAUCCCCAACUCACUGAUUUUGUUUGUUUCUUUCUGUUGCCUAGGCUGGAGUACAGUGGCACGAUCUCAGCUUAACACAGCCUCGACCUCCCAGGCUCAAGUGAUCCUCCCACCCCAGCCUCCCGAGUAGCUGGGGCUAUAGGCGUGUGCCACUAUGCCUGGGUAAUUUCUGUGUUUUUAUAGAGACAGGGUUUUGCCAUGUUGCCCAGGCUGGUCUCAAACUCCUGGGCUCAAGCGAUCCUCCUGCCUCAACAUCUCAAAGUGCUCAACUCAUUGUUUACUGUCUUUUUUCCUAGUAAUCUUAAAAUAAUUUGUGUCACAGAAAUAGAUGCAGUAAGCAUCUGCAGCCAGUUCACUGUUUUUAGUAACUCAUUGGUCUUCAGAAGUUAAGAUUUUACGUUGUCACAUUUUAACUCUUUAAGCCUAUUUUUCAUCUUUUCCGCUUGGUUCUGGCUAUACUGACCAACGUGAUCAUGUCCAAAUCAGCUUGGCCUGGGAGAGGUAGGCCUUAUAUUUUCAGCCUAGUAGCACCCCAUGCCCAUGCUCUUUGUAGUAUUUAAGUGUUUAACAUUGAAUAAAUGAAGAAGGUAAGGAAUGUUGUGUAAACUUAAAAAUCUCAAAAGGGGAGACAUGUAACAGCUGUUGGUGUGCCUGAAGAAGGUAUAGAGGGGCACCAUUAAUGUUGUCACAUUAGCCUUUGACAGUUUACUAUGAUCAGAACAAGAGCACCACUCUCUAAUGGGUUUCUUUCUUGGCUAGAAGUCUUUCCCAGUUUCUGUUGACUAUCAUAUGCUGAUUUGUGGGUGAUGGAAGGGGGCUAGAGAUACCUUUUCCUGUACUUUGGUAGAGGAUAAAGGAGUCAGGGAGGGCAAAGAAAAAGUUGGGGAGUGGCCUGCUGCAAUAAUAGCCUGCUUCUAAAAGUUGUGACCAGAAAGUAUGAUUCAGCUGGGCUCAGAGGGAAUAAAAGAUGUUUUCUCAUAUACCUCCCAUAUUA
This is a messenger RNA of Callithrix jacchus (white-tufted-ear marmoset), 2860 nucleotides long. The record is from RefSeq and is a predicted model, not a curated record. NCBI's taxonomy places the organism in Eukaryota, Metazoa, Chordata, Mammalia, Primates, Cebidae.